Molecule: messenger RNA, 1678 nt
Organism: Cephus cinctus (wheat stem sawfly)
Lineage: Eukaryota; Metazoa; Arthropoda; Insecta; Hymenoptera; Cephidae
Product: mitochondrial pyruvate carrier 1
Exons: 4
Coding region: 97-429 (110 amino acids)
Biological process (GO): pyruvate import into mitochondria
Cellular component (GO): mitochondrial inner membrane
Source: RefSeq, a predicted model, not a curated record
AGUCGCUGCGCAAAUCCAGAAGCUACAUAGAAACGCUGUAGCGUCUCGUGGCUAAUAUUUGGAGGAAAAAAAAAGUUAUCUUCCUGUCAGUUCGUCAUGGCCGAUAAAUUGCGAAAAUUGAUCAUCAGCAGGGAAACACGAAAUUACGUAAUGAGCACACAUUUCUGGGGGCCUAUAUUAAACUUCAUGAUUCCCAUAGCGGCGAUAAACGACAUGAGAAAGAGUCCACGAAUUAUCAGCGGCAACGUGACAUUGGCAUUAACUGCCUAUAGCCUUGUUUUCAUGAGAUUUGCGCUAAAAGUCAAUCCAAGGAACAUGCUACUCUUCACGUGUCACAUAAUUAAUGCUAAUGCACAGCUGAUCCAAGGAUUUCGUUAUGUCAACUAUCGCUAUAUAAAUCCCAACAGUGAAAUAAAUCAGGGCGAAUAAGGAUUCGAGUAAAUAAUAUACAUAAGAAAAGAUUUUAGAGUCAAAGUGAAACGGCAAAAGAAACUAUUUUAUAUAAACAAAUGAGAAGUAUCACUGAGUACGGUACAGUGUGAUAAGAAUCUACAGUACAGUUGUACAGGGGUCAUCCUCGGGGGUCAUAGAACCAAUACCGAACUGCAUGCGGACUAGGGCGCAGAUCAGGUCCCGGGUCACUUUAUGGGAUCUCUCACGGAUCUAGUAGGAAUCUAUCCCGUAUUCCGUAUUUCCGAAUGCUAAGCCACUUGGUGUGCCUUUACUUCAUCCCUCUGGAAAGCACAAUUCACCCCCCGUCAGUCGAUCCAUAAAACCCGCCCCACCCACUGAAUAAAUAUAUAUGGCCUUAUUAGCCCUCCUUGGCUUCGAUCAUGCGUUCUGCCCAUAAAUUCGCUUCCAUUCCUGUUUCUAGUUUCACCCCUACUUUCUCCCUGUUUGUUUAUUCACGCAUAGGAGCAAAAAACAGAGAAGAGAGACAAAGAUACAAGGUAGCGAUAAAGAUGAGAUUAAAUUUUCGUCAAAAUUGUGAGUUCGAAUCCGGCGAAGGGAAAGAAAAAAUUUGUUUUCCUAUCGAAAAUGGCGCAUGCUUAUCUCGUGAAAGCAAGGGAUACCAAAGUGGAGUCAAAGGACAGACGAGUCCUUUGGGACUGAUUUCACAAACAAAUGCCGACGAUUGAAUCCUGGCAAGUCGUAAGAUGGAUCGCUCUCUUUGAAUCACAGAUUACCCGCCUUGCUUUCUCGUCCUCAUACUCAGGUCCUGUUCUCAUCCACGUACUUGUACAUCUUCCCAUCCUCCUUGUACUCGUUCUCUCUGCUCCUUCGUUCUGGCCUGGCUUGGCUAUCUUAUAGGUUCUACUAUAUCCACUUUGGUUUGGUCCAGCAGUAUACGGAUGCUGUGGAACAUUACUGACUGUCUGCGAUGCUACGUACUUUUACUACUUUUACCAAUGAUUCUGGAAUACUCAUCUACUUACCUUCUUACGACUACCUUCGACUUACCUUCUUUUUCUCAUUCCCUUCAGCCCUUCUGUGUCGCUUUUACAACCCUCCAGCAAUUUGCCACUUGCCUACGUUGCUGUCCUGACGUACGGCCUGCGCAGGCAGAUCUUGUAGAAUUAAGAAGAUCCCUGGAGCCGUUUCUCCUGGUCUUGCUGUCCAUUUGAUUUUCUGUAAGAUAAUUAGAAAAUUUAUUUUAAUAAAAAAAUUAAAAAUUUUA